AUGUGGCUCGAUCGCUUUUCGGGCCACUCAAGUUCCCCUGGUGCUCCUUCACCAUUUUACCGGCAGGCUUCCCCCGUCCCGCGGUCAUCGCUUAAUGCAAGCAAUCAGCCUUCGCGCCCACCGUUCAAUGCACGAUCUUCUUCUCUAUCCCUCUCUUCCGUUGUCAACGCAUCGACAAGCUCCCUGCCAGGUGCCGUGCGCCAGACAAACGGAUCGGCUCUAAGAACGGGUGCGACGAAAGAUGCAAACGUCAGCGACCCCCUGGCAGUUUUGCAAGGUAUAAUUGGAAAGCAAACGAUCCUACACGAGUCCGAGAACUCUCGGUUGGCUCCGGAGGUGUUGGGGAAACCGGAGAAUCUUAUCGAAGAUAUCGAUUUCGGAGAAUUGAGUCUUGAAGACUACGCGAACAAGAAGGACGAGCAGGCAAGACUGCCAGGCAGCUAUCAGGCAUGCAAAUCUUCUGAAGAGCAUGAGAAAGAACGAGAGCGGUUUCAAGAUCUCCAUAGCUCAAUCGCAGGAUGCGAAGACGUCCUGAAAUCUGUUGAGACAUAUCUCUUAAAGUUCCAGACCGAGCUUGGGGCCGUGUCUGCUGAGAUCGAAACGCUGCAGUCACGUUCGUCUCAAUUAAGUUCUCAACUGGAAAACCGCAAGAACGUGGAACAGCUUCUUGGGCCGGCUUUGGACGGAAUUGUCAUCUCCCCGCGUACGGUCCGCGUCAUAUCCGAAGGCCCCAUAAAUCAUGAGUGGAUUCGGGCCCUGAAAGAGCUCGAAAGCCGGUCUGCAAGUAUUGGUUCCAGUUCACUUACUGAUGUCAAGGCGGUCGAGGAUGUAAAGCCGUUAUUAUCUAACUUGAAAGACAGAGCCGUGGAAAGAAUUCGUGAUUAUCUAGUGUCUCAGAUCAGAGCUCUACGGUCUCCAUAUAUAAAUGCGCAGAUACUUCAGCAACAUUCCCUUGCAAGAUACAAGGAGCUGUAUGGCUUCUUGACUUGUCACCAACCGAGCCUGGCAGAGGAGAUCACACAAGCCUACAUGAACACGAUGAGAUGGUAUUAUCUGUCGAAUUUCACCCGGUAUAAUCAGGCACUGGACAAACUCAACACCCAUUCUGUGGACCACCUUCUCGGUGGUGAACCAGUUUCUCAAAAAGGCUCGAGUCCUUUUCCUGCCGGACGCAAUCCGCAUGCGGCUCAUGACCCGUUUGCCGUGGGGCGACGACUAGAGGUACUCAAAUCAAACAACCCAACAGCAUUAAGCUCAUACCUCGCGGAAGAGGAUAAGUCCUAUCAUGGUAUCGAAGUUCCUUUUAGGAACUUCAACCUCGCUUUAAUCGAUAAUAUAUCCGCCGAAUUUUCCUUCAUGGCUGAAACAUUUGCGGCUAAAUCCAUCCAGCAAGCCUCGCGGAAGGUAGUGGCAAUAUUUGAGCCGGUUUUCGCUCUCGGUCAUAACCUAACAAAACAGCUAAUAGAGAACACAACCGAUUGUCUCGGGAUACUCCUUUGCGUUCGGCUAAAUCAACAAUUUGCUUUUGAACUGCAACGCCGCAAGGUCCCCGUUGCCGAUUCAUAUAUAAAUGGCAUAAAUAUGCUCCUAUGGCCGCGGUUCCAGAUGAUCAUGGAUAUGCAUCAUGAAUCACUAAAAAAGGCGUCCUCGUCGUCUAGUCGAGCGAACGUCUCGGCUCUGUCACUCACCGGAGGAGACAAGCAGUCUCUGGCACCGCACUUUCUAACCCAAAGAUUCGGGCAAUUCCUCCACAGUAUACUGCAAAUGAGCAGUGAAGCCGAGGAUAACGAACCGAUUUCAAACAGUCUGAGACGGUUGACCAAUGAGUUUGACACACUGUUGGCUAGGCUUAGCAAAGCUAGUGGCGAUGCCAAACGAAGGGAGCGCUUCUUAUUUAACAAUUGUUCCCUAAUCCUUACCAUCAUUGGCGAUACCCGAGGAAAGCUUGCCCAAGAGCAGCAGGAACACUUUGAGUCGAUGAUUAAGGACCUUGGUGGGAAGUGAUGACGGCCGUGCUUGGUCCCAAGUUGGAGAAGCAGAUUGAAAUCCCUGGGCCGGUUUAGUGAGCCCUUGCUAGACCAUUUUAAGUAAUCUGUCAACUCCAAAUGUUGUUGAAUGAACUUUCUGCGGUUCAUAAAUGCCUCCUGCGCGGAUGCCGGCUCUUAUUGGCGCCUACCGAGUUGCAAUUGACGUUUGACCUUUGUUGCUUAAAGGGGAUUCAGCGAGCCGCGAAUCGGAAAUUCUUCUAGACAGAUAUGAUGUAGCUAG
Coccidioides posadasii C735 delta SOWgp is the source of this 2268-nucleotide messenger RNA. RefSeq lists its product as uncharacterized. Gene Ontology annotation, biological process: retrograde transport, endosome to Golgi; endocytic recycling; Golgi to vacuole transport. Lineage: Eukaryota; Fungi; Ascomycota; Eurotiomycetes; Onygenales; Onygenaceae. Gene Ontology annotation, cellular component: GARP complex. The record is from RefSeq and is a predicted model, not a curated record. Gene Ontology annotation, molecular function: syntaxin binding.